This is a messenger RNA of Bombyx mori (domestic silkworm), 1005 nucleotides long. RefSeq lists its product as uncharacterized. Lineage: Eukaryota; Metazoa; Arthropoda; Insecta; Lepidoptera; Bombycidae. The transcript is spliced from 4 exons. The coding region runs from base 1 to 891 and encodes 296 amino acids. The record is from RefSeq and is a predicted model, not a curated record.
AUGUCGGUCGCUUUUUGUUGCAAUCCAAAAACUAUCAAUACUGAAGAUAAUAAUAUAGAGAAAAGAGAUAUUGAAGUAACUCAAACGACAGAACCGAAUAUUAUUUUAAUGAAACUCAAGAAAGGAGACGAUAAUGUUGCAAGUCAUAAAUUCAAUGCAAGUGAUGAUGUGACGCCAGAAAACAUGAUCAUCAAUGAAAUAAAAAAUAGUUUUGAUGAACAGCAUCAAGCAAAUGAAUCAUUAAAUUUCAUUAUGAAACCGGAAUUCGAUGUGCAGUACAACGUAACCGAAGAUAACGAAGGCGAAGAGUGUUUGUUCUUGACAAACGGUAAAAAAAUUGAUUUGGAUGACAUCACUGAUGUGUGGCGGACAGCUUAUUACAGAACUAGCGAGCGAUUGUCGUGCUUCAAAAUACACAUCAAGAAAACAUCUGCUAAGGAUCUGAAAACGAUCGCCCAAAAGUAUAAUGAUUCUAAUGGAAGGAUAAAUUGGGAAAGCUGUCUUUUAGAAAUUAAAACAGAUGACGCCAACGAUAAUAUUGGAAGAAAACAUUACUUACAAACCAAGAACAUUGAUCAAGGUGUCUUUGAAAAUAUUAUACUUGUCGACGAUAACCUCGGAGGGAACUCUACACCGGUCGUGAUUGAACAAAGUCCGGACCAAUGGAUGGUCUUUCAGAAUCUUCUUCUAAUGAGGGACUGUGAGAAUGGUGAAGUAGUCGUCUUCACCAGAGUUCCUCAUCAGCCGAAGCUGGAAAACGUUCUCAACGCACUCAAGGCAUUCGGAGAAGAAACAUUUAAUGGGACUUUAGCGUGUAUUGAUGAAGACAGGAUCGAACGAAGUGUACGUAAUAUUCUGAGACAGGUGUUAGGUAGACUCAAAGUGUUUUAAAAAUACGGUUUCACUUUAUUGUGUAUUAUUCAUAACGUAAAAUUCCAUGAUCAUACUUCGUUUCAUUGUAAUUAAAUUGUAAUGCUUAAAAUAUAAAUAAAGGAUUAUUCCAAA